GACAAAUUGAACUCUAGGCGAUCCGUAGCUCCGAAUGACGACAUCGUGGAGCGUCCGGAAAGCAGUAGUCGGAGCGGCGCAAUCUCAUGACGUCACUCCGCCGUCAACCAGCUAAGAAACAUCAGGAUGGCCGCGUCUGUGAGACAGGAUCUCACCCAGCUGAUGAGCUCCAGUGGUUCUCACAAGGACCUGGCUGGGAAAUAUCGUCAAAUUUUAGAGAAAGCCCUUCAGCUUGUUGGACAAGAGCAGCUUGAAGCUCUCAAGGCCUUUGUAGAAGCAAUGGUGAAUGAGAAUGUCAGCCUAGUCAUUUCACGUCAGCUGCUCACAGACUUUUGCAGCCAUCUUCCGAGUUUGCCUGAUGGUAUUGCCAAAGAGGUUUAUCAUUUCACCCUUGAAAAGAUCCAGCCACGAGUCAUUUCUUUUGAAGAACAGGUCGCAUCUAUUAGGCAGCACUUGGCAUCCAUUUAUGAGAAGGAAGAAGACUGGAGGAACGCAGCACAAGUAUUAGUUGGGAUACCAUUGGAAACAGGACAGAAACAGUACAAUGUUGACUAUAAACUGGAAACCUACCUGAAGAUCGCCCGGCUAUACCUGGAGGAUGAUGACCCAGUACAAGCUGAAGCAUACAUAAACCGGGCCUCCUUACUACAGAAUGAGUCCACCAAUGAGCAGCUGCAAAUCCACUACAAGGUUUGCUAUGCCCGGGUUCUAGACUACAGGAGAAAGUUCAUAGAAGCUGCCCAGAGAUACAAUGAAUUGUCAUACAAAACCAUAGUGCAUGAAACAGAGCGGAUGGAAGCACUUAAGCAUGCACUGCAUUGUACCAUCCUUGCUUCUGCAGGACAGCAACGUUCCCGAAUGUUGGCAACGCUGUUUAAGGAUGAACGAUGCCAACAGCUUUCCGCCUAUGGGAUUCUGGAGAAGAUGUACCUUGACAGAAUCAUCCGAGGAAACCAACUGCAAGAGUUUGCCGCUAUGCUUAUGCCACAUCAGAAAGCAACUACUGGGGAUGGUUCAAGUAUCCUGGAUAGAGCAGUAAUAGAGCAUAAUUUGCUGUCAGCAAGCAAACUGUACAACAAUAUAACAUUUGAGGAGCUUGGAGCAUUACUAGAAAUUCCUGCUGCCAAGGCAGAGAAGAUUGCGUCUCAGAUGAUCACAGAGGGAAGAAUGAAUGGAUUCAUUGAUCAGAUUGAUGGCAUUGUUCACUUUGAGACUCGUGAAGCUUUACCUACAUGGGACAAACAGAUCCAGUCACUGUGUUUUCAAGUCAAUAACCUUCUAGAAAAGAUAAGUCAGACGGCACCAGAGUGGACCGCACAGGCCAUGGAGGCUCAGAUGGCUCAGUGAAAACUAUACCUGUGUGUGUUGUUUUUUUUUCUUUAGGAUCAUACAUAAUACCUGUGUGGUAACUAUGCACUUAGCGGACUUUUUUUUGUAAGAAUUUUGUUUUUCAUGCAACAUUUAUUGGAUGCUGGAAGCGGCAGUGUUUAUGUGGCAUGCACCUCAAAUAAAGGGUCAUUUCUUU
Bufo bufo (common toad) is the source of this 1525-nucleotide messenger RNA. It is a transcript of the gene COPS4, whose product is annotated as COP9 signalosome subunit 4. Bases 127 to 1347 code for a protein of 406 amino acids. The transcript is spliced from 10 exons. NCBI's taxonomy places the organism in Eukaryota, Metazoa, Chordata, Amphibia, Anura, Bufonidae. The record is from RefSeq and is a predicted model, not a curated record. Gene Ontology annotation, cellular component: COP9 signalosome; cytosol.